This is a messenger RNA of Daphnia magna, 6185 nucleotides long. RefSeq lists its product as uncharacterized. NCBI's taxonomy places the organism in Eukaryota, Metazoa, Arthropoda, Branchiopoda, Diplostraca, Daphniidae. The coding region runs from base 593 to 6004 and encodes 1803 amino acids. The record is from RefSeq and is a predicted model, not a curated record. Gene Ontology annotation, molecular function: nucleic acid binding. Gene Ontology annotation, biological process: DNA integration. The transcript has a single exon.
GAAAUUUCCGACCCAUGAAUGUUUUCCCCCUCUCAUAUUUGUCCUAUCCCCUUCUGUUUUAGUAUGGACAGUGGACAAUGGACAAGUCUUAACUUGUUUGUUCCCCCUCAGGUCAAAUUCGCAAUUUUUUGUAUACCCUCCGCCCUUCUGUGCAGAGUUCCCCCACCAGUUGUUCGACAACCGGAGUGAGCGAAAGAGCUCAAACUAAGAAAAUAAAGAAAGUUCUCAUCAACACAAAUUUAGUUUUUCAAUGUUCUGAAGUUAUUUCAGACAUUUUGGUGCCGUAACCAGGAUUGUUGAAAUUCUGGUGUUGGCGUCACAGCAAGUGGCGGUUCCGACGAAUCUGUGCAAGACAGACAAAAAACCUUUUCCCGAGUGUUGGCGUCACACCACGUGGCGGAUCCGACAUCCCUGUUACCGACAGGCUGACUCUUUGAAAAAGUAAAACACAACGUAGGUUUAUCCGUAGUCAUCCGUGCUCACCCGAAGAUAUCCGCAUGAAACGAGUGCUGAAGGCAUUCUAGAAGGAGAUUUCAACAACCCUGUUCGACACAGGUUUUCAAAAAGCAAGUAAAAUUUCACUGACUGUACAAUGGCGGAAAGAACACGGCUAGUGGCUCUACGGCGUGGAGGGAGAAGUGCUGCUACUCGUUUAACCGGCAAGCUCAGUACUAUCUUUGAUGAUGACACUAUGGAGCCCAUCCAAAAAAUUCACGAGUUAGAAUGCAAACUAGCAGAGCUCAACGCACGUUACGAGACCUUAAACGAACUAGAUCAGCAGAUCUUGUUGGUAACGGACGAGGCAAAUUUGCAAGCGGAAGUAGAGGCGACCGAUGUGACUAACGGCGCAAUUGAAGACGCAAGAGCACUAGCUCAAUUUAGAAUCAAUACUCUGAAACGAGAUCAUGAAGAAACGAAUCCCGCUCCUAAUCCAACUCCAGCACUUCCAAACGGGCCCUCAAGAGCCACGAGCAGGCCCAAAAUAGCCCUACCACGCUUCAAUGGCGACAUCCUUCAGUGGCAGCCAUUUUGGCAAGCCUUUGAUGCAGAAAUCGAAAGUGACAAUUCCCUUGCGAACAUUAACAAGUUUAAUUACCUGGUGGGUCAGCUCGACAGUAACGUGCUAGUUACUGUAGCGGGAUUGACACCUUCUAACGAAAAUUACGCAGUCUUAGUGGAUCUGCUUCGAGAACGUUUUGGUAGAAAACCAAAAAUAAUUGCCGCCUACAUGAGAGCGCUAUACACACUGCAGAAGCCCGAGGGCCAUUUGAAGAGUCUUCGAAGUUUCUAUGAUUUGCUAGAAUCUUACGUUCGAGGUCUGGAGUCGCUGGGUAAGCCUCCAGAUACAUAUGGAGAUUUGUUAGUGUGCAUUCUGUUGGACAAACUUCCAGGGGAGGUGCGCAAAAAUGUUGCCCGGCAACAUGAUCAAGACGAGUUCACACUUGAUCAACUGCGGAACGCUCUUAAGGGAGAGAUUCGAGUGAUGGAGGCGGGACAAUCUUCAUUAGUACCGGCGAAUAAUCAGCAAUUGCAUAGAAACUUUAAUCCAAAGCAAUCGACCACAAUGUUUAACGGUGUAUCAGGAUCGAAGCCUCAGUUCCAAUUUCCUUGUGCGUUCUGUGGUGCUGAACACUCGGCGAAUUCGUGCAACCAAGUUCCGUCCGUUGAAGAAAGAAGGAAAAUUGUGCUACAGAAACAUUUAUGCUAUAACUGUUUAAGUUCAAAACAUCAAAAAAAGGAUUGUCGUUCCAAGGUGGUGUGCAAGACUUGCCAAAUGAAGCAUCAUUCGAGCCUUCAUCAAUUUGAUGCUACAAGAUCCACCUCUACAAAUUCGGUACCUACAACGGUAACCAACGCUCAUUUUCAAACCGAAAGAUUGAAGACGCCACGCAAUACAUACUCGAAUGCCUUGAACGUUGCAACUCAAAGUGAGGUAGUGCUAUACCCGUUUGUCUUCCUUAAAACGGCCAUCGUUAAGGCUCGUUCGCCUAAGGGCGAAUUAAAAGCAAAUUUAAUGUUUGACGAAGGUGCACAAAGAACAUGGACGACUUGGGAUUUUGCAAAACGUCUCGGUCUUCAUCCUACGACUAAAGAAUUGCUAAUUACGUCUGGAUUCGGCAACUCCUUUGCAACGCCUAGAUAUUACGAAGUGGUGGAGUUUUGCAUCGUUGUCACCGAUGGAACUUCAGUACGCAUACGAGCUAUAGUGAUAGACUAUCUUGUUAGCCCUUUGGACGACAAGUACCGUAAAGAACUAUAUUCUCUUCCCCACUUGAAGAACCUUAACCUAGCUCACCCCUACACGGGACGCAAUGUGUUCAAAGUUGACAUUUUAAUCGGAGCUGAUCACUACUGGCAUUUUAUCGGAGAUGACAAACCAGUGCGUGGACAAGGGCCAACGGCAGUGAAUUCAAGAGUGGGGUAUCUGGUGUCCGGUGCCUUAAACAGUGCUAAAAUGAAGAGGCCUUCUCAGUCCAUCAGUCUCAAUAUUCAAGCAGUCGAUGCAGAUGAUUGUUCUUACCUGUGGUCGUUGGAAACAUUGGGUAUUUUUCCACAUCAAGAAAACAUGAUAGAAGCCGCCGAAUACGCAAAACGUUCUAUUCAAUUCAACAAUGGGCAGUAUAUCGCUCGUUUUCCUUGGAAGAUGGAUCACGGAGAACUUCCGACCAAUUACAAAAUGGUUCAAAACAUGACAAGGGCCAUAAUAAAACGACUGCAUAAAGAUGGAAUGCUGAGUGUCGUCGCCACCCUAAUUAAAGAACAAUUAGAUAGUCGGUUCAUCGAGCGUGUUCCACCUGAGCAACUCUCUAGAAGUUGCCAUUACAUCCCGUAUCAUUUCGUCAAAAAGGCAUCGUCAACCACACCUAUUCGAAUCGUAUACAACUGUUCGAAUAAGGGUUGGAAUGGCGUCAGUUUCAAUGAUUGUGUUGAGACUGGGGCCCCUCUACAGAACGAUCAGAUUCAUCUUUUACUACGAUUCCGAACACAUGCGAUAGGUAUGGUAGCGGAUGUCGAGAAGGCCUUCCACCAUAUUGAGCUUCACGAGUCCGACCGAGACUUUUUACGUUGGAUGUGGCUGGAAGACUCAACGAAUCCCGAUUCGCCUCUGGUUGUGUAUCGGUUCAAAGUGGUUCCAUUCGGAGCAAAAUCAUCGCCGUUCAUACUGAAUUCCGUUAUCAUGCAUCAUUUGAACAGAAAUGCGUCAGCAGUUGCCAAGAACAUGCAGCAAAGUGUUUUCGUCGACAACAUUAUAACUGGUUGUGAAAGUGAAACUGAAAUCGAAGAAUACUUCCGUCAAGCGAAUGAAAUUAUGUGUAGCGCUAACCUUCCUCUUCAAGCUUGGGGCUUCAGCAAUAGCGAUGUGGAAAGGAGGCUAGGAAAAGAGGGGAAGGUCGAUCCUUUGAUCGAAUCAAAAACCCUGGGACUUAUUUGGAAUCGUGACGUAGAUUAUCUACAUGUCCAGGUACCUAACAUUGCGAGCGUCACAGAGAAAACGACCAAACGUGACGUUCUUAAAGGAACAGGUUCAUUUUAUGAUCCGUUGGGGUUUUAUGCACCCUUAGCAACAAGCGCUAAAAUUCUGAUUCAAGAUCUAUGCAUAAAAAAGGCGAAGCUAGACGAACCCGUGGAAGAAGAACACUUGAAAAGAUGGGGAGAAAUUGUCUCAUCGAUUGUCGUUGCGGUGAAAGAAAAAACAAUGUCGGUGCGGAGAUCAUACUUCGGGGCAGCAGCAGCAGUCCAAGAAUUGCACGUAUUUUGUGAUGCGAGUCGUCGAGCGUACGGUGCAGUGGCCUAUUUCGUUCAUCAGACUGAGGUAGCCUUCGUCGAAGCCAAAGUCAGAAUAACGCCAAUAAAAAACAGCCAGCGAGAAGGAGAAAGAGAAUUAUCCAUUCCUGAAGCCGAACUGAUGGCAGCAUAUCUGGGAGUACUCAUCGCGUCGAAUAUAAUUUCGGCACUGGAGCCAAAUGGAAUUAAGGUGCGUGUCUUUCUUUGGAGCGACAGCCAAAUAGUCCAUUUUUGGAUUUCCAAGGGAGACGGACAUCCAAGACAAUUUGUUACUAAUAGAGUGAAAAAAAUUAGGGAGUUCAAUAAAACGCGUGCAGCGACUUGGAAAUAUGUGCCGUCGGCUGAAAAUCCAGCAGACAUUCUCUCUCGAGGAGCAUCACUCAAGGAAUUUCAGGCGUCUAAGUUAUGGGAAAAGGGUCCUGAGUGGUUGGUGGAACGUAAGCUAUGGCCUACAUGGUCAGUGUGCGAGUUCAAGAAUUCACAAACGACGCAGGUAGCAGUUCAAAGUGUGCAUUCAAUCGUUCCGGAAGAAGACAUUUUUCAAGUGAUUGAACCGAAUAAAUACAGUUGGGAAAUGUUGCUAAGAGUGACUGCACGAGUGUUUCGUUUAUUGGCAAAUCUCCGACUAAAGGAUCCCAAUCGAAAUCUAUGGAACCGCCAACCAUUAAAAACAAGUGAGCUACAGGAAGCGGAAGAUGUUUGGAUCCGUGCGUUCCAGAAAAAACAUUUGCUAAAAGAGUUGGAUUAUUUGAAAGCAAAGAAAAAAUCAUGGAGACCAGCCUUGGUUUCACAACUGGAUCUUUUUCUGGACACUAAGGGCAUCAUUAGAAGCAAGGGCAGGCUACAAAAUGCAGCUAUGGUGGAGUCUGCGAAACACCCAGUGUUGAUUCCGAAGGACUCACUAUUGGCACGGUUAAUCAUCACGUCCGUCCACGAGAGAAUUUUUCACUAUGGAGUGGAAUCGACGUUAUCCCAUUUAAUUCAGCGCUAUUGGAUCCCGUCGGCGAGAUCUCAAAUCAAACGGGUAUAUCGGGCAUGCGUUAAAUGCCGAAGAGACUCGGGUCCAUCAUUCCGACUGCCAGACCCAGCUCCUCUUCCAGCAAAUAGAAUCAGAGAAAAUUAUCCAUUUGCCAUCACCGGAGUUGACUAUACUGGAGCAAUCCCUAUUCGUCAAAAUGGAGGAGAAGGAUCGGCGUACAUUUUGUUAUUUACGUGCGGUACCACGCGAGCAAUUCAUCUAGAGGCAGUUGAAGAUAUGACCGCUGGAUCUUUCAUUGAUGCGAUGCGUCGAUUUACGGGCCACCAUCCGAUUCCGCGUUUGAUUUACUCAGACAAUGCCACAACGUUCCUUAGUGUAUCGAACAUUUUAGUGAAGCUGUUCAGUCAUCCGGAUGUCACGAAGGAGUUGGCCAAUAUGAGAACAACUUGGAAGUUUAUUCCAAAACGUGCUCCUUGGUAUGGCGGAUGGUGGGAGCGGCUCAUCGCACUAACGAAAACGUCACUCAGGAAGAUGGUUGGGAAAACAAAACUUCGUUUUAUUCAAUUACAAACUAUCAUCGCCCAAAUCGAAGCAAUAUUAAACGACCGUCCGUUAACGCGCGUCCCUACAAAUAUCGAUAGUUUCGACCCGCUUACACCUUCGCACCUUCUCUACGGCCGGCGUCUCUUGACUCUACCCUUUCACUACGAAGCAGAAGAAGAGAACGAAGAUCCAAGCUAUGGAAAACCUCAAGAUCAGCUAAUCCUUUUGAAAUCGUAUCUCAAGACUCAAAAUGUCCUACGUUCCUUUUGGCGCAGCUGGAACACGGUAUACCUUCCGUCCCUGCGAGAACACCACCAAAAGACUAGAGGUCCUAUUGAAGAAAUCAUUAAGAUUGGCGAUGUGGUACAAAUCCAUACGGAUGAAAAAAGAUCGCAAUGGAAGCUUGCAGUUGUACAACAGCUAAAUCGAGGUGCUGACGGCUUAGUCCGGUCAGCUGAAAUUCGAACAGCAAACGGAAAAACAAAUCGUCCCAUCAACAAGCUGUACCCUUUAGAAGUAUGGGAACCAACGGAAGAAGUUCUUGAUAACCAGGGAAGCAGGUCGGUGCCAGCAGUUCCAGAUAGUGAAGAAAAGCAGCCCAAACUCGGAAAAAUCCAGCGCGAAGCAGCACGACAAGCCGUAAAGAAUAUCAGAUUGAUGGCGCGUAUGGACACCAUACAAGAAGACGAAGAGUAAUUUCCGGCCGGGUGUAUGUCGGAAAUUUCCGACCCAUGAAUGUUUUCCCCCUCUCAUAUUUGUCCUAUCCCCUUCUGUUUUAGUAUGGACAGUGGACAAUGGACAAGUCUUAACUUGUUUGUUCCCCCUCAGGUCAAAUUCGCAAUUUUUUGUAUACCCUCCGCCCUUCUGUGCAGAGUUC